This is a messenger RNA of Diversispora eburnea, 843 nucleotides long. NCBI's taxonomy places the organism in Eukaryota, Fungi, Glomeromycota, Glomeromycetes, Diversisporales, Diversisporaceae. The record is from the annotation of a GenBank genome assembly.
AUGUCAUCCACACCAUUCUCUCCAAUAAUUAGAGUGGAUCGUGGUCCAGUUGCGUUAAGAUUACCAGUUACACUAGAACAAGUUGACGAUAAAAGGUGUUGGAUUUGCUUUGGUGAAGAAUCUGACAGUGUUGGGAAAUGGGUUCGGCCUUGCAAAUGUUCGUUAAUAUGUCAUGAAGAAUGUUUAUUGAAUUGGAUUACCGAGAAUCAAAAAAGUACUGCGUUAAAAAAGGUGAGAUGUCCUCAAUGUAGAACUUUAUAUCACUUUGCUGAACGAACGUCACCUCUUUUACGCGUCUUUACAAUCAUCGAUUCUGCAAUUCAAUCUUCAAUUCCGUACUUUACUAUUUUUGGAGUUACUUUUGCUGUUGCGGUAACAAAUAUUCAUUACGGGGCAUAUGCAAUUAUCACAAUGGUUGGUGUUGAAGAUGGAGAACGACUUCUAGAAGAACCUUGGAGUUGGAGGAUUUGUUUCACCCUCCCUCUUGUUCCUAUAUUGCUCAUAUUUUCUAGAGCCCGCAUUGCAGAUCCAGUGAUGCCACUUAUUCCUAUGCUCUUUAUUCGAUAUGAUCAAUUAAGAACUACCAUGCCACCUAAUCCAUCUCUCACAAUCUCACUUUUGCCAUGGGCCAGAAUUGUUUAUAAUUAUUCAUAUAAUCGUUUAUUCGGUCGACUUGAGGCUUCAUGGCGUAGGCAGCUUGAGCCAUAUAACACUUCAAAUGAUGUUGAAAAUGGAGAAAAUGGCAAUGAAAGACGUCGUGAAAAUCAAGAUGUUUUAGAUCGUUUAGAUAGGAGUAAUGCUGGUCGAAAAAUUGUUGGAGCAUUAUGCCUUCCAUGUAAUUAA